This is a messenger RNA of Tupaia belangeri chinensis (Chinese tree shrew), 6117 nucleotides long. It is a transcript of the gene UACA, whose product is annotated as uveal autoantigen with coiled-coil domains and ankyrin repeats. Bases 322 to 4527 code for a protein of 1401 amino acids. The transcript is spliced from 19 exons. Gene Ontology annotation, molecular function: actin binding. The record is from RefSeq and is a predicted model, not a curated record. NCBI's taxonomy places the organism in Eukaryota, Metazoa, Chordata, Mammalia, Scandentia, Tupaiidae.
GGAGCAGGAUGCCAAGUCCCGGGAAGGGACAGCCUUGAAGGACAGCUUCUGCAGAAUAAGAGAGAGGAGGAGUCCCAGUAGCCACCCUGGGGCUGCUCUCACUCCAGUGCCGCACAGCAGGGGAGAGAGUUUUCCAGCGUUAUGAAGGCAGAGAAGGACCCCGAGGACGACGAAGUCAGAGAUCCGAGCUAAGUGUAGCGCAGCAUGCGAGGGCCCGCGGAGCCCCAGCUCAGCAGUUAGCGCCCGGGGCUGGCUCUGAGCAGCAGGGAUCACAGUGGAUCAGCCGGUGCAGUGAGGGGACGAGGCACAGUGCUGUCUAGGAUGAGCUGUUGGCUUUCCUGUGCUCCCAGGAACAGACAUGCAGCAGAUUGGAAUAAAUAUGAUGAUCGAUUGAUGAAAGCAGCAGAAAGGGGUGAUGUAGAAAAAGUGUCCUCAAUCCUUGCUAAAAAGGGAGUCAACCCAGGCAAACUUGAUGUGGAAGGCAGAUCUGCCUUCCACGUUGUGGCUUCAAAGGGGAACCUUGAGUGUUUGAAUGCCAUCCUGAUCCAUGGAGUUGAUAUUACAACCACUGACAGUGCAGGGAGAAAUGCCCUCCACCUGGCUGCCAAGUACGGACACGCGCUGUGCCUACAGAAGCUCCUGCAGUACAAUUGCCCCACCGAGCACGUAGACCUGCAGGGCAGGACUGCGCUUCACGAUGCGGCAAUGGCGGACUGUCCUUCUAGCAUACAGCUGCUCUGUGACCAUGGGGCCUCUGUGAAUGCCAAGGAUGUAGAUGGGCGGACACCUCUUGUUUUGGCAACUCAGAUGUGUAGGCCAACAAUAUGUCAACUGCUGGUAGAUAGAGGAGCGGAUAUUAACUCCAGAGACAAACAAAACAGAACGGCUCUCAUGCUCGGCUGUGAGUAUGGCUGCAGAGAUGCAGUUGAAGUCCUCAUUAGGAACGGUGCUGAUGUGAGCUUGCUGGACGCCCUCGGCCAUGAUAGCUCUUACUACGCAAGAAUUGGCGACAACCUGGACAUUCUCACCUUACUGAGGACCGCCUCAGAAAAUACCAACAAAGGAAGAGAACUUUGGAAGAAAGGACCACCUUUGCAACAGCGAAAUUUGACACACAUGCAAGAUGAGGUGAACAUGAAAUCAAAUCAGAGAGAGCCUCAAAAUAUCCAGGAUCUGGAGAUUGAAAAUGAAGAUUUGAAAGAGCGAUUAAGAAAAAUUCAACAAGAACAAAGAAUACUGUUGGAUAAAGUCAAUGGCUUACAAUUGCAGUUGAAUGAGGAGGUUAUGGUUGCUGAUGAUCUGGAAAACGAGAGAGAGAAGCUGAAGUCUCUUUUGGCAAACAAAGAAAAGCAACAUGAAGAAAGCUUACGAACCGUCGAGGCUCUGAAAGCGAGACUGAAAUAUUUCGAGGGUGAUCAUUUAGGAUCAGGAAGUCACUUCAGUAACCGAAAAGAAGACAUGCUUCUUAAACAAGGUCAGAUGUAUGUGACAGACUCACAGUGCACGUCCCCCGGCUUGCCGGCCCAUCUGCAGAGCAGGUCUGUGGUGAGACCCCUGGAGCUGUCUGCCCCCGCUCACUCCACCUACGCUGAAAGCGAAGUGUUAAAGAAGGAGUUAGAAGCCAUGCGGACUUUCUGCGAGUCCGCCAAACAAGACCGCCUGCGGCUGCAGAACGAGCUGGCCCACAAGGUGGCCGAGUGCAAAGCCCUGGCCUUGGAGUGCGAGAGGGUCAAGGAGGACUCGGACGACCAGAUCAGGCAGCUGGAGGACGCGCUCAAAGACGUGCAGAAGAGGAUGUACGAGUCCGAGGGGAAGGUGAAGCAGAUGCAGGCCCACUUCCUCGCGCUCAAGGAGCACCUGACGAGCGAGGCCGCCGGGGGUCACAGAGUGGCGGAGGACCUGAGGGAGCAGCUGAGCGACGUGAGAGCCCAGUACGAGGGCACGUCCGCAGAGGUGGGGAAGCUGAGGAGCCAGCUCAAGCAAAACGAGGCGCUGGUGGAAGAGCUGAGGAGGGACGGGGCCCGGCUGAGGGAGGAGCAGCAGCGGCUGCAGAGGGAGGUCGGAGCGUGCGAAGUGGAGCGAGAGAAGAAGGGGCGGCAGGUCUCGGAGAUGGAAGGCCGGGUGAAAGAACUGUCUGCAAAGCUGGCCCUCUCCAUCCCGGCAGAGCAGUUUGAAAACAUGAAGAGCUCGUUAUCGAACGAAGUGAGUGAGAAAGCCAAAAGAAUCGUAGAGGUGGAAAGAGAACAUGAAAAGUCUCUCAGUGAGAUGAGGCAGUUAAAGAGAGACCUUGAGAACGUGAAGGCCAGGCUCGCUCAGCACGUCCCACCCGAGGAGCACGAGCAGCUCAAGAGCAGGUUAGAGCAGAAGUCGGGAGAGCUCGGGAGGAAGGUCACUGAGCUAACUCGGAAGAACCAGGUGCUGCAGAAGGAGCUGGAGAAGGUUCUCGGGGAUAAGCAGCUCCUCAACCAGCAGGUGCACAACCUGACCACCGAAAUGAAAAGCCAGUACGUGCCUUUGAAAGUCAGCGAAGACAUGAAGAAGUCCCACGGCGUGAUUAUCGACGACUUGAAUAAGAAGCUUUUAGACGUCACGCAAAAAUAUGCAGAGAAGAAGUCAGAGAUGGAGAAACUGCGGGUGGAAAAUGACAGUUUAAGUAGGAGCGUGAGCCGCCUGGAAACCGCGUUUGUCCCUCCUGAGAGACAUGAAAGAGAGACGUUGGCUCUGAAAUCCAGCAUCGGUGAGCUGGAGAAGCAGCUCUCUGAACUGACUAAGAAAUGUGGCGAGGGCCAAGAGAAGAUACACGCGCUCACAGCCGAGAACGCGGACUUGAAGAAGGCCCUGAGCAGCCAGUACGUGCCGGCCAGGACCCACGAGGAGCUGACGUCGGCCUUGAGCAGCACCUUGGAUAAAACGAGCAGGGAGCUGGUGACUGUGAAGAAGAAGCUCGAAGAUGUAAGUCAAGAGGUGGUAAGAGUAAAAGACGAGAAUGAGACACUGAGGCGCAGCCUGGAGAACACUCAGAACCAGCUCAGAGCCGAGUACGUCAGCCUGGACGAGCACGAGCAGAUGACCAGGGCUCUACGGAAGAGCCUGCAGGAGGCCCAGGAGCAGAGCGCCGAGACCCUGACUAACUACAGAAAGGGCCAGGAAGAGAUCGUGACUCUGCACGCCGAGAUCGAAGCCCAGAAGAAGGAGCUGGACACCAUUCAGGAAUGCAUAAAGCUCAAAUAUGCCCCGGUUACCCGCUUGGAAGAGUGCGAGAGGAAGUUCAGAGCCACGGAGAAAGGGCUGAAAGAGCAGCUGUCCGAGCAGACCCAGAAGUGCAGUGCUAGAGAAGAGGAAGCCAGGAAGAGCAGGCAGGAGAGCGACCGGCUGAAGAAGGAGGUCUCCACCCUGCAGAAAGAGCUGCGGGAAAAGAACGUCCUCGUCGAGAACGCUCGCGAAGUGGAAAAAGCGCUAAGCAGGAAGACGGAAGAACUGAACAGACAGGUAAGAGACCUGUCGCAGAAAUACGCGGAAGCGAAGAACGAGAAAGAGAAGCUGGCGGAAGAAAACGCCAGGCAGUCUUCUGAGAUGCUCGCAGUGCGGAAUGCUCUGCAGAAGCAGCACGUCCCGCUGGAGCAGGUCGAGGCUCUGAAGAAGUCCCUGAACGGCACGAUUGAGACGCUGAGGGCAGAACUGAGGGCGAAGCAGACGUGCUGUGAGAGAGAGCAGCAGGCGGCCAGCAGGCUGCAGCAGUCGCUGGAGAGCCAGAGGAGCGCCUCGGUGCCCCUGGCGGAGCAUCUGCAGGUCAAGGGAGCGUUCGAGAAGGAAGUCGAAGUCCUCACGGCUAGUUUGAGAGCCAAGGAAGAAGAGCACCAGCGCCAAACCGAGGAGGUCUCCCAACUGCAGUCUGAGCUUCAGAAUGUCAAACAAGCGCUAAAGAAAUUAGAGAGCAGAGAGGUCGUUGACUUGUCUAAGUAUGAAGCCACAAAGAGCGAUCUGGAGACACAGAUUUCCAACUUAAAUGAAAGACUGGCCCAUCUGAACAGAAAGUACGAGGAAGUAUGUGAGGAGGCUUUGCAUGCCCAAAACAAGGGCCAUUCUGCCACGGGCGAGAAGGACUUGCUGCGUCUCAGCAUCGAGCAGGAGAUCAAGGAUCAGCAGGAGCGUUGCGACAAGUCCCUGACCACCAUCACAGAGUUACAGAGGCGCAUCCAGGAGUCUGCUAAACAAGUCGAAGCCAAAGAUAACAAGAUAACUGAACUGCUGAAUGACGUGGAGAGGCUGAAGCAGGCCCUGAACGGCCUCUCCCAGCUCACCUACACGAGCGGGAACCCCACCAAGAGGCAGAGCCAGCUGGUCGACGCCCUGCAGCACCAGGUGAAAGCUCUGCAGCGGCAGCUGGCUGAUGCCGACAGACAGCACCAGGAAGUCAUCGCGGUCUAUCGGACACACCUCCUCAGUGCUGCGCAGGGUCACAUGGAUGAGGAUGUCCAGGCAGCCCUACUCCAGAUCAUACAGAUGCGGCAGGGGCUGGUGUGCUAGCCGGAGCCCCGAGGGCCAGAGACUGCUCUCCAGCUGGUGCUGAGCCUUCAAGUGCAGCUCCACGGCCCGCCUGGGCCCUUCCCGUGCUAGUAUGACGGAAACGAAUUAGGUUUUGUGCCGUCAGUAGAUUUCUCUAAUUAGAUGGGUAUGUUACUGAGUUUUCGAGUAUCAGUUAAAAUCUUGUGUUCCAUAGAUAUUUUUUUUUUUCAGUUAGACAGCAUUACACUUUGCUUUGGAUCGACCACAUAUUUUUAAACCUUUGGGUUUCUCAUAGAACAUGAGCCACCGAGUGGACCCAUACCAAAAGGAGUUAGACUGAAAUGAUUACGAUUUCUUUCAGUGAAGUUAAUCUGGUCGCUAGCCACUUAGUGGAUCAAAGACCUUUCAGGUCCUCAGUGGAGCCUUGAGACCUGAUGCGGUUUCAAAGAAUGCGUUGUAACCUGGCUGGCCGAGCGGCGUCUUUACUGAGGUAAUUUAACGAGAGCCCUUGACUUCUCUUGGAGGUACCGAAUUUUUUCUUCUUCACAUUAAUAACUUUUAAAGUAAACUUCUUUUCAUAAAUGGUUUGCAGUGCUAAAUUGCAUUUAGAUUAAAAGCAGGCAGGGGUGGAGUAUAUCAGGAAUUUAUAAUAAAAGUGCUUAUCCUCUCUUCCACGGCAUCUCAGUUUUGACUUGUGGUGACUUUGCUUGCCACAGUAUUGAGAACUAUAAUAAAUGGUAUAUUUAUCAUUUUUUAUCAUUUUUAGAGGUUUCAAAAUGUCAAAAACUUUAGGCUUUUGUUUGGCAGUUACUUUGACAUUCGCUGCUAUAGUAACUGAGCACUCAUACACGCAUCCUCCAGACGCCUCUUAUUUAUAGGAGAGCUGUGCUAAUGAGGUUAAUCAUGUGAAAUGCAGCUUCCCUGCAAAAUUAGCACCGGAGAAUUGAUUUUAGAAAACAGAUCUUUAAGGUUUGAGAUGAAAGUGCAAUAUACAGUAAACUGAGUAUAGACAGGAAGAGAAUAUUGAGGCUGGACUCCAAGGUAACCAACCGUGUUUAUGAACUGCAUCUCGUUAAAGAAAGUUUCCAUGUCCUGGUAUUUUUGCUAAUAGUUGGUUUAUCAUUCAGCUUGAAUAUUGCUAAUUUGGCUGUUAGCAGAUAACCAGACGAAUGAAUCAUGCCAGCUGAGUUGUCUUAAUUUGCAAAAUGUGCCUUAGCCAUAAUCUUUUAGUAUCCUGGUCCAGAUUUGUAUUUCCCUUUUUGUAUAAUAGAAGAAAGGAACUAUCAAAAUAGCUUUUCACACCAAAGAAUAAGCCAUCACACUUCUUCCAUGCAGAAACAGCAGUGAAAAGUCAGAGUGGGAUUUAUUUCUCAGGCUUUAGGUCGCUGUCGACAGUGUACCUAAACCCCAUCCUGUUUCUUUAAUUGUUACAGUGAAUGUCGGCCUUUGUGGGAGUUCUGCCUCAUGAAUUCAGGCUCCCUGUCAGAGCUCUGCAGCGGAGCGAGUUCUAAGUGGAAUACUCACCAGCAGUGUGCGGUUUCCUUAUCAGGGGUGGGGAGGGACUCUUAUGUGUAUUUUAUUUUGUCAACUCUCAAUAAACUGUUUCCUGGA